This is a messenger RNA of Sceloporus undulatus (fence lizard), 2328 nucleotides long. It is a transcript of the gene SIRT3, whose product is annotated as sirtuin 3. The record is from RefSeq and is a predicted model, not a curated record. The transcript is spliced from 9 exons. Gene Ontology annotation, molecular function: NAD+ binding. Lineage: Eukaryota; Metazoa; Chordata; Lepidosauria; Squamata; Phrynosomatidae. Bases 209 to 1378 code for a protein of 389 amino acids.
ACUGAAAGCAAACAGAAGAGUGUUUUGCCCUAUGCUCUAAAUCUCCCUCCGCAUUCACAUCACUAAUAAAACAAGGGGGUGGGUGAGGUGCUGUGCUGUGCUAACCAUUUAUUUUUCACCAGCAACAGAAGGCAAGACACAGAAACAGAUCAGACGACUUUCUCUUGCUUUUCCUAUUUCUAGUAGAGGACCCGGCAGUGAAGGGGAAAUGAACUGGAGAUUACACUUCAGAGUCUCUGUGGGAACACAUGUACUUCGUGCUGCAAAUUUUGAGAGAUUAAUGGGUUGGAGGUAUUUCUGGAUAUGUGCUCAACAACAUCAUUACAGGAGCUCUUCUGAUUCUACAGCAUGUAAAAAUAGGCUCGUAGUUUCAUUAAGACCUGCCUUCUGCCUUCCAAAUGGAUAUUUAUUACAACCCAGGAUUCCAGGAGAUAACAUUAAAAAAAAUGCAAGCACGUCUGGUGUCAGAAGGAUCCAGGAAGUGAGGCCAUUUUCCCUAUCCACUGCUCCAAUGCUGUUCUUUGGAACUGGUAAAGGAGGAGAUAAUAGUGGAAAGGAGAAGCUCACCCUGAAAAAUGUGACAGAAUUAAUUCAGAAGAAAGAAUGCCAAAGGGUAGUGGUGAUGGCUGGAGCAGGACUCAGCACUCCCAGUGGCAUCCCAGAUUUCAGGUCCCCUGGAAGUGGGCUAUACAGUAACCUGCAGCAGUAUAAUAUUCCAUAUCCGGAAGCCAUCUUUGAGCUUAACUACUUUUUCCACAACCCUAAGCCUUUCUUCAUGUUAAGCAAGGAACUGUACCCUGGCAAUUAUAGGCCUAAUUAUGCCCACUACUUUCUCCGACUUUUGUUUGACAAAGGGCUCCUGCUGCGUCUGUACACCCAGAACAUUGAUGGACUGGAAAGAGUUGCUGGAAUUCCUCCAGAUAAAUUAGUUGAGGCUCAUGGCACAUUUGCUACAGCUACUUGUACUGUCUGUCGAAGAUCAUAUCCUGGUGAGGACUUCAGGGGGGAUGUGAUGGCUGAGAAGAUCCCCAAAUGUCCCGUGUGCACCGGAAUAGUCAAGCCGGACAUUGUGUUCUUUGGAGAAGAGCUCCCUCAUCGGUUCUUCUUGCAUGUGACAGAUUUUCCUAUGGCAGACCUGCUGUUUAUCAUUGGAACCUCUCUUGAGGUGGAGCCUUUUGCUAGUCUAGCAGGCGCAGUCCGUUCUUCUGUUCCACGUGUACUGAUCAAUCGUGAUUUGGUGGGGCCAUUUGCAUACCAGCCACAACAUAAUGAUGUGGCUGAACUGGGAGAUGUCAUCAGUGGAGUGGAAAAAGUGGUGGAAUUCUUGGGCUGGAAGGAAGAGUUGCAAGAACUAAUCAAGAAAGAAAAAGCAAAGUGAAACUCUUGAUAUUUCCCGUUUUAAGUCAAGAAAUAUUUAUAAUAAGGGCUAUUUAACAAUAGAAACCAAGCAGUUCAAAAUAAAGUCGAAAGGUUACAGUAAGAUAACAGGCCUUAAGGUAUUUAUUCAUCCUUGUGGAUACUAACAUCUCCUACAUAAAGGAAUCAAGGGGAGUCUUCGUGUCAUUUUUUUAUAAAGAGUAACAGUACAGCUGGAUGCAAAAGGCAAAUAGAAAUUCUGACCUUUGCCAGUGCAUGUGAUGUGAUGAAAGCAGAGGUUUGGAGGAAAAGGUGCUGCGCCUCUUAGUAAAAACUAAUAGAUCAUAAAAAAUAAGAAUUAUUUGGAGAGCCAUUUGAAUAUCUUCCAAGCAUCAACAAAGGACUAUUUGCAAAUGGUGAUCAAAUAUGAGGUUGUAGAACUGGUUUUCACAGAAAAAGAGACUUGGAUGAAGAGAGAAGAAAGUUCAACAUAGAUGCUACCUCUUCCAUUUCUACUUUUUUCUGUUUGGAUUCUUGGAAUGCUUGAUAAAGCAUGACAGAUAGUUUGUUGUUUCACUUGUAACCUUUUCUGGAAUAGCUUUUCAUCAUCUGGCCUUGCUGAAUGCCCGACAUUUACAUGCUUUUGAUAUCAUGCAGGUAAAAUGAAAUGAUACUGAAAUUUUCAUCAAAAGUGAUGGGAAUCCAGCUGUUGAGUCUCAUCUGCUGCUAUAGUUGCUGUGAAGAUCAAUUUGGAUACAGGGUCUUACAAUAAUGUGAUAUAUAUUAAUUUGCAGUAUAUCUUUGUAACAUGCAAAGAUAAGUUGAUAUCUGUACAUUUACAUUUUUAAUGAGAAAUAGCACAUAAACUAUUGCUGCCCGAGUUAAAGUUAAUGCAGAUGGUUUUUGAACUGGCAAAAAUAUUCAUCAAGCAGCAGCAAGUAUUAAUCAGAAUAAAAGCACCUUUCAACCCUC